AUGUCUACAUGUAGCAAACUCUAUUCAAUAUUAAAAUCACCUAACAAAUUGAAAAUACCAUCUGUUGACUCUCAUAUGGAUAAGAACCCCAUGGUCCCAGCUAAACGUCAACAUACGGAGGGUAUUCUGUGGCAAUGUUGGGAAUGUGGCAAAUCGUAUGAAUCUGGGUUUCAUCUUUCGGAACACCUUCAAAAUUGCAAGAAAGAUGAUGAAAUUUGUGAACAACUACCUGGUUGCCCUUUUUGUCCUCGUGUAAUUAAUCAGUCAAAUGAUGCUCCUUUUCAUAUCCAUUCAUUCAAUACACAUGUACAUAGAUUUCAUCCAGAAAUCAAGUCUUAUAUGUGCAGCUAUUGUUUGGAUUUAAUUCAUUCGUGCAAAAUUGAAGAUUUGGUAUCUCAUAUCAUCAACGUUCAUAAAAUACCUUGGAGGCCAUCACCAGCUUCUCUAGCACAUUUGCGAGAAAAUCAACUUCCUCAUCGAGUUGUUACUUGUUUAGGAUGUGGAUGGUGCACGUUUGUUUUGCGUGCUAAUAAUGCAGCACAACCACCUACCUCUUUAGAAGCUCAUAUGAAUCGAUGUUCAUUCAGUGGUGGUCAAUAUAAAGUUUUACAAGAAUCAGAGUUGAUUAGUACUACUUUUGCCCAAUCUUUUCCACACGUACGAGGAUUUACCGGUAAUUCUGGAUUAAGUAAUAGUCCAUUUCGUUUUCAUCGUUAUUCUGGUAACACUGCAUCUCGCGCAACGGAUAAUGUUGAUAAAACAUCAAAUACUAUGAGCAUCAGAUUUUCAACAAAAAGAAACAUUUUUGAUAUUCCAUUGACUAUUCCACCUCCGCCUCCAUCAUCACGUACUACUACUACUGGUCAAAUAAAGAAAAAACCUACUGUUGGUCGUUUAUUUGUAUGUCCAUUAUGUGGUGAUAAUGCAUUGUCUAGUUUACGUGAACGUGAUGAACAUUUACAAUCUUCACAUAAUGGUGAACUUGUUUUCCCCUGUCAGAUUUGCGGAAUGGCCUAUCCUCUUUACAUUGCCCUACGUCGACAUGCUGCACUUCAACAUGAUUCUGACUUUGAUACAGUUCGUUAUGGUCCAUCAGAUCUUUUGGAAUGUGAACCAAUUGAAUGUCCAGAAUGUCAUCUUGUAGCUUUUCAAGAUUCACUUGUAUUAAAACUUCACAUUAAUCGAGUACAUAAGAAAUUACAACAAAAUGUAACACUUACAUCUAAUGAUUCUCAUCCAGUUGAAGAUUUAGAAGUAUCUUCAAAACCGCCGAAAAUUAGCAAAACCAAAGCUACUAAUCUUUCAGUUCAAAAAAAGACUUCAUUAAAAACUACUCGCCGUCGAGAUACUACUGCGACUACUACAGUAAAUCGUUCACGAACUCAAUCGAAAAUUAGUAAGCCUAAAGUUAAACAUAAAUUAUCUAUUAUUGGUGGUGAAUCAGAAAUUCUCACUGCUAAUAAUAAUAAUCAUCCCAAUCGAUCAUCAUUAAAUGAUGUAUUAUUACAAGAUACUAAUAGUAGUGAAUUUGAACGUAUGUUAAGCUCAAUUGAUGGUAAAUCUGCUCCAGCUUCUUGUCGAUAUUGUCAUAUUGAAGUGGAUAAUUUAAAAGAAUUACAUCUUCAUUUGGAAUUAGAACAUUUAAAUCCUGAUAACGAUAUUGAACAACUUGGUUGUCAAGCAUGUGGUCGAGUUUUCUUUGGUUCAGGUGGACGAAUUGAUUUAAUUGGACAUUUACGUACACUUCAUCAAGAUGAUUUUCUUCAAAAUGUUUUAAAAUGUCCACGUGCUGAAAAAUUAGGACAAGAUAUUACUACAAUUAAUACUACUAAUAAUGAUGGUAAUGAUAAUACAUGUCAUGAAUCUAUUAAAUCAUGUAAAGCACAUUUCUCUUCACCACGUCUACGUCAAUUACAUAUAUCUAUAAAUUGCAGCAGAUCAAGUGGUAUUAUGAUAUUAGCAUUUUGUUGUCCUAAUUGUUCACGUUUAUUUGUUGGAGAUAAUGUGCAUACUAGAUUUGAAUCACAUCGUAGUACAUGUGAAGCGGCAGCAACAACAACAAGUGAUAAUAUGGAAGAGUCAAUACAUCCUAUAGAAUCAGAUCAAAGUGUUGUUUCUAGUCCAAAUAGUACUGAAGCUUCUGAUUUACCUUGUUCCAAUGUUGAUUUACCUUUAGAAUUCUUAGAAACUAUGAAAACAUCAAAUGAUAAAUGUGUUGUUACUGAAAGUCAAACAACAUAA
This is a messenger RNA of Schistosoma mattheei, 2241 nucleotides long. The record is from the annotation of a GenBank genome assembly. NCBI's taxonomy places the organism in Eukaryota, Metazoa, Platyhelminthes, Trematoda, Strigeidida, Schistosomatidae.